AUGUCCGCUCGGGUGUCACGCGCCAGAGCCCUCCUGCGCGCCACCGGCCCCGUGUCCCACACCGGUGCCGACCUCCAGCGAGCCGGUGUCAAGUUCAAGCACAUUUUAACUCUGGUAAGCCCCCAGCUUGGGAGGAAGCCAGUAACAAGUCCCGUUCGCGGCCAUAUUAACGCUUCAAUUGGAGCUCCCAGAUUCUCAACAACUGCAGCUGUCUGGAGGUCCGGUCAGGCUACAGGUCCCUCCUCACCCCGGGCGAGGGCACUUUGGCUGGGCAAGUUAGCCCUCGGUACCGCCCUCGGAGCGACCACAGCUGCCCUGGUCCAGGGCCUCCACACCGGAGUCGUGACCGCUAUGGCCCUCAAAAUCAACCUGGACUCUGCUGAUGGUGACUGGAAGGAGACCAAGGAGCUCUUGAUUUCGCUGCCUGUGAAUGAAAGGCGUGCUUACUACAGGACCUCGGGCUCCGUGCCGCUUGAUGACAUCCCGGCGUGGACCUCCACUGCAGGUGGUUCUGAGCCAAGUCGUUACCAAAGGAACGAAAAGUUGGAUCGGAAGAUUUCUCUGUACAGCGGUGACAUCACAAAGCUGGAGAUAGAUGCUAUUGUCAAUGCAGGAGAUGAACUUCUCCUGUUUGUGGAUCUACCAACAGAGUUCCUGAGCUUGAACGCCUCCAAGAUAGCGCCGUGGGUUUUUGACGGGGAUGGGAGUGCAGUGGAUUUUCUCUGGCUGAGGCCUUGA
Molecule: messenger RNA, 738 nt
Organism: Menidia menidia (Atlantic silverside)
Lineage: Eukaryota; Metazoa; Chordata; Actinopteri; Atheriniformes; Atherinopsidae
Source: the annotation of a GenBank genome assembly